AUGGGUCUGCCACAGACUGCUUCAAGUGAACAGUCUCAUGAAGCUUCUUCUGCUCCAAGUUCCAGCCUUUCUCAAAGUCUUCCUUUGUAUAGCAAUUCCCAUGAGUCAGAUGAAAUUAACACAGGAAGCGAAGGAGGCAUUUGCUCUUCCAUUGGAGAGUUUGAUAGGAAAACAUCAUUGGAGCCUCUGAAACUCACAGAUGAUCAAUGUAGAUUCCAUGUUACCUCAUCUAGUAGCUCUCAUGGAUCCACUAGCUAUGCUGCAGAUAAGGUUAGUUCAAGUCUAACCGGAGCUAGAAGGAUAGUUGGUUUUGCAUCAAGCGAAACCAGCUCACUGGACAAUGAACAAACGAGUGUCUCUGUUGAUCACUCUCUAUCAUCCUCUGUUGGAGUCACAGGAGCAGAUGUUGGUGGAGCUUUGGUUAGGAAACGUGUACUCUCCCCUCUGAAUACUCUCUUCCCUGUGAAAUUCAGAGGGGACCUUCUUGAUAUCAGCUGUAGUAAUCACCAGCAAAUCACUUACCCUGGUCUCUCUAAUGGACUCCCCGGUUCUGUCUCACAAGAUCACACAAAGGUUAACCUCGCUGGAAGGUUGCAUCUCUCCACCACUCCUACAGCCACUUCUACUCGCUGGGAGUGGAAGAACUCCUCAAACAGUGGCAGACUCUCCUCCAUGGUCUUCACUGAUGGUCCGUUGCUAGACUCUGUAGACCUCCACCGGCCAACAAAAGGUGAGGUUUGCUUAUAUUCACCAGUAAAUGCGAAUAAGACCCUACCUUGUGAUAAGGAUAUAUCUGCCUCUCCACCACUUUCUCUCUCUCCACUUGGUCCUAAGUUUUCUGAGAGAAUAAAAGCCUUAAGAAGUAGCCAAAAUGGGAAGAUAGUUGAAGAGUUAAGGAAUAUCAGUGAAGAAGCAGAAUUAAGAAUUGACCGUAGAUUGUUUGAUGAUGCAUAUGCUCUAAGGAGAGCAUUUUCUAUGGAGAGAGGUGUUGAGCCUCCUUCAUCUCCGUGCAGAAGGUUCAGUAGAAGCUUGAGUGGGCGUCCCAUUCAGAGGUCAUUGGUUGGUUCUUUUGAGGAGUCGCUAUUGACAGGAAGAUUGUCAUGCGGGACAACAAAUCAGAAGAUAGACGGUUUUCUUGCGGUUCUUAGUAUUGCUGGGGGAGACAUAUCUCCAAAAUCACAGAAGCUUCCAUUCUCAGUUACUAGUGUUGGUGAUGAUUGCGUCUUGCUAUAUUAUGCCUCCAUAGAUCUUGGUGGAGGAUCUAAAUCGAACAAAUUCUGGAGCCCGAAGUUGAAAACAAGUCAAAUCAACUUUGAUGCUCAGAGCUCCUCCAAGAGCCAACUAAGGAUCCCCAUGAAGGGUCGGAUUCAACUGGUUCUUAGUAAUCCUGAGAAAACACCUCUUCACACUUUCCUCUGCAACUAUGACUUAACUGAUAUGCCAGCCGGAACAAAGACUUUCUUGCGCCAAAAGGUUACUCUGGGAUCAUCUAAUCCAACAAAGGAAGCAACGCAAGAGAACAAUAAAAAAGACAGAAGCUAUGUAAAAGAGAACAAAACAGAAUGUGAAGGAUCUGAUUCAGUGGAAGGAGAUGAGAAACUUGAUGAAUUACACGAAAGUGAGAAAAGAUGUUUAAAAUCUUCCAAAGAAUGUAACGGUGGUUCUGGUGCUCUACGGUACGCUCUGCAUCUGAGGUUUAUUUGCCCAUUACCCAAGAAAGCUUCAAAGAAACCUGAUGACGACACCACGGGGCAAAAGAAAAACUUGGAUUCAGAUGGGAAGAGGAGGUUCUAUCUGUACAACGACUUGAGAGUCGUGUUUCCUCAACGCCACACAGAUUCUGAUGAAGGAAAGUUGAAUGUGGAGUACCAUUACCCAGAAAACCCAAGAUACUUCAACAUCACAGACUAA
Eruca vesicaria subsp. sativa (arugula) is the source of this 1911-nucleotide messenger RNA. Lineage: Eukaryota; Viridiplantae; Streptophyta; Magnoliopsida; Brassicales; Brassicaceae. The record is from the annotation of a GenBank genome assembly.